GUGGCCUGUGAUUUCCUUGUAUAUUUUUGCAGCAAUGGUAGAAGAAAUAGAAGGAUUAUGAAGAAGCAGCAGCUGGUGGUGGAAGUAGUAGAUGCUCAUGAUCUUAUGCCAAAAGAUGGUGAAGGCUCUGCCAAUCCAUUUGUAGAAGUUGAUUUUCAAAACCGUCGAACCCGAACGAAAACUAUCACGAAUAACCUCAACCCGAUUUGGAACCAGAAACUAUCUUUUGAUUUCGACCAAACCCGAAACCAUCAUCACCAAACCAUUGACAUCUCUGUUUACCAUGAAAAGAGACUAGGCAGAAGCUUUCUUGGAAGGGUCAGAAUUCCCUGCUCCAACAUUGCCAAGGAAGGUGAGGAAACUUAUCAGAUCUUCCAUUUGGAAAAGAAGUGGUUUCUCUCAGCUGUUAAAGGUGAGAUUGGCUUGAAAAUCUAUAUUUCAUCACCAAAAAACUCUCCUAUAAAUAAUCCUCAAAAAUCCCCAAUUUCUGAUCCUCCUCCUACUAGACCUUCAGUUAGAGAGGCUUCUAAAGCAGAACCAAAGAAAGAAGUUUUAACUGUCCCAGCAUCUGAAGUUUCCAAAACUUUUUCUGUAGCUGAGUUUCCCAGCAGAGAUCCUGCUAAAGAGCCUAAGGUAGAGAUAGGAGGACCGUUCGAACCAAGACGAGAGACGACACAAUUACAUAAGCAGCAAACUAUGCAGCGGCCUCGAAUAUUAGUACAGAAACGGCCUCAAGGCGUUCCGUCUGCAAUGAACAGAGGCAUUCCAUCUGCAAUGAACACAAGCAAUUCACAAGCUAACCUCAACAACCAAGAUGAUGCCUAUGAGAUCAAGGACACUAAUCCCCAACUCGGUGAGCAUUGGCCGAAUGGCGGAGCAUAUGGUGGAAGAGGGUGGCUGAGCGGUGAGCGACACGCGAGCACUUACGACCUCGUUGAGCAGACAUUCUAUCUAUAUGUUCGAGUUGCGAAAGCCCGGGAUCUUCCCCCCAGCUCCAUCACCGGAGGCUGUGAUCCUUAUGUGGAAGUGAAGCUUGGUAACUAUAAGGGGAGAACAAGGCAUUUUGACAAGAAGCUAAAUCCAGAAUGGAAUCAAGUCUUUGCUUUCUCAAAAGAGCGCAUCCAUUCCUCUGCACUUGAAGUUUUUGUCAAGGAUAAAGAAAUGCUGGGAAGAGAUGAUUAUCUCGGCCGCGUGGUGUUCGACUUGAACGAGGUUCCUACUCGAGUUCCCCCAGAUAGUCCACUGGCUCCUCAAUGGUACAGAUUGGAGGACCGGCGUGGAACGGGCAAGGUGAGGGGGGAAAUCAUGGUUGCGGUUUGGAUGGGAACACAAGCUGAUGAAGCCUUCCCAGAGGCAUGGCAUUCUGAUGCUGCUUCAGUCUAUGGGGAGGGUGUUUAUAAUGUAAGAUCAAAGGUUUACGUCUCUCCAAAACUAUGGUAUCUAAGGAUAAAUGUGAUUGAAGCUCAAGAUGUAAUCCCGAACGAUAGAAACCGUCUUCCAGAUGUUUUCGUGAAAGCUCAAAUUGGAAACCAGGUACUAAGAACAAUGAUCAGUUCAACAAGUACCACUAAUCCAUUUUGGAAUGAAGAUCUGGUGUUUGUGGUAGCUGAGCCUUUUGAAGAACAAUUACUAAUCACUAUAGAGGACAGAGUGCACCCUUCAAAAGAAGAUGUCUUGGGGCAAGUCAGUCUCCCUCUUGACAUGUUUGAUAAGCGGCUAGAUCACAGGCCAGUUCAUUCGCGGUGGUUCAAUCUCGAGAAGUACGGUUUUGGGGUUCUAGAAGUUGACAGGCGAAAGGAACACAAAUUUUCAAGUAGGAUUCACUUGAGAGCUUGUCUCGAGGGUGGAUAUCAUGUAUUAGAUGAAUCAACGUUAUACAUCAGUGACCAACGACCAACUGCAAAGCAACUAUGGAAACAACCGGUGGGACUAUUGGAGGUAGGAAUUUUAGGUGCUCAAGGACUACUUCCGAUGAAGAUGAAGGAUGGGCGAGGAAGCACGGACGCCUAUUGCAUCGCUAAGUACGGUCAAAAAUGGGUUCGAACCCGAACAAUUCUCAACACUUUCAGUCCCAAAUGGAAUGAGCAGUACACAUGGGAAGUCUAUGAUCCUUGUACUGUUAUUACUUUGGGAGUCUUUGACAAUAGUCAUUUGGGGGGUGGUGAGAAACAUAAUGGAGGCAAUGGGGCAAGAGAUUCAAGGAUCGGAAAGGUUCGAAUUCGACUGUCAACUUUAGAAGCUCACAAAAUUUACACUCAUUCUUACCCCCUUCUGGUUCUACACCCCAAUGGAGUGAAGAAGAUGGGUGAGCUCCAACUUGCCGUUCGCUUCACCACCCUGUCUUUGGCAAACAUGAUACAUGUCUAUGGAAAUCCAUUGCUCCCAAAGAUGCACUACCUUCAACCUUUCACAGUGAACCAAAUAGAAAAUUUAAGAUUCCAAGCCAUGAACAUAGUAGCAACGAGGCUCGGUCGAGCUGAACCGCCUCUUAGAAAAGAAGUCGUCGAGUACAUGUUAGAUGUGGAUUCACACAUCUGGAGCAUGAGAAGAAGCAAAGCCAACUUCUUUCGAAUCAUGUCAUUGCUUUCAGGAAUGAUUUCGAUUAGUAGAUGGUUCCAAGAAGUCUGCAAUUGGAGAAACCCCAUCACAUCUGUGCUUGUGCACAUCUUGUUCCUUAUACUGAUUUGGUAUCCAGAACUGAUACUCCCCACUAUUUUUCUCUACAUGUUCCUCAUUGGAAUAUGGAAAUACAGGUUCAGGCCAAGGUACCCACCUCACAUGGACACCAAGCUCUCUUGGGCUGAAGCAGUGAACCCAGACGAGCUCGACGAAGAAUUCGACACGUUCCCUACUUCAAAACCAAACGACAUGGUUCGACUGAGGUACGACAGGCUGAGAAGUGUGGCGGGGAGGAUCCAGACGGUUGUGGGCGACAUAGCAACACAAGGAGAAAGAGUUCAAUCUCUGCUCAGCUGGAGGGACCCGAGAGCCACCAGCCUUUUCAUAGUGUUUUGUCUCUGUGCUGCUGCUGUUCUAUAUGCUACACCUUUCAGAGUGGUGGCUUUAGUUGCAGGUUUGUACUGUUUGAGGCAUCCUAAGUUUCGCAGUAAGCUACCUUCAGUACCUGGAAAUUUCUUCAAGAGAUUGCCUCCUCAAACAGACAGCUUGCUGUGAGUUAUGGGGUCAUUCAUGUCAAUAUUUAAGUCAGACGACUGUUCUUUUAAGUUCAAAGUUCUAGUUUCCAAUAAAUUGGUCGAUAUUUGAGUUCAAAAAACGAGAAUCAAACUUCCAACUUUUUGAGCGAAAAUAUAUACCUUAACCGAUUGUAUACUCUUAGCAUAAAUUGGUAGAUAUUCAUCUUUUCACCAUCCUAAGAACAAUAGAUAAGAGUGUAUUUCAACCAUUGUUUGUCAUACAACAUAAAAAACCAUGAAAUCCA
Momordica charantia (bitter melon) is the source of this 3439-nucleotide messenger RNA. NCBI's taxonomy places the organism in Eukaryota, Viridiplantae, Streptophyta, Magnoliopsida, Cucurbitales, Cucurbitaceae. The record is from RefSeq and is a predicted model, not a curated record.